ACGAAAUUAUAAAGAAAAUGGUUGAAAAAUGUAUCCCCAAUCUGAGAGGGAGCAGGAAUUGGACACAGGCAUAGACGAGAAUGUCUCCGAAGCUCGCUUCAAAUCUCUUGCCAUGGCUCAUCGUACUAACAUUUGCAACCUUCUAUUUCUUCUCUACAUUCCUCUCUCGCCAUACUUUCUCUUCUUCUACAACCUCACAAUCACUCGCAAUCUCCAAAUGCAAUCUUUUCACCGGCCACUGGGUCUCGGAUCCUGACCGCACCCCUCUCUACGACCAAACAUGCCCUUUCCACCGUAACGCCUGGAACUGCCUCCGAAACGAGAGGCAAAAUAUGAGCUUCAUCAACUCCUGGAAGUGGGUGCCCCGGAACUGCCACUUGAAUCGGAUCGACCCGUUUUGGUUUCUGGGUCGGAUGAGGAACAGGAACAUUGGGUUUGUUGGGGACUCCCUCAACGAGAAUUUCUUGGCUUCUUUUCUUUGCAUUCUCAGGGUCGCCGAUGAGGGAGCCAAAAAGUGGAAAAAGAAGGGUGCUUGGAGGGGUGCCUAUUUUCCCAAUUUCAAUGUCACCGUCGCUUAUCACCGUGCCGUUUUGCUCUCCAGAUACCAGUGGCAGCCAAAACAAACAAAAGGUGGGAUGCAAGAUGGAUCAGAAGGCUUUUAUCGAGUUGAUGUUGAUGUUCCUGCUGAUGAUUGGGCUAAAAUUGCCGGAUUCUAUGAUGUUCUGGUGUUUAAUACUGGUCACUGGUGGAAUAAUGACAAAUUUCCAGAAGAGAAGCCUCUGGUCUUCUAUCAAGCAGGACAAGCAAUAGUUCCGCCUCUUGGGAUGUUGGAUGGACUCAAAGUUGUUCUUGCUAAUAUGAUCACAUACAUUCAGAAAGAAUUUCCUAGAAACACCCUUAAGUUCUGGAGAUUACAAUCCCCAAGACACUUUUAUGGUGGUGACUGGAAUCAAAAUGGGAGCUGCUUGUUCAACAGGCCCCUUGAGGAGAAUGAGCUUGACUCAUGGUUUGAACCCAGGAACAACGGGGUUAACAGGGAAGCAAGACUAUUUAAUUAUGUGAUUGAAGAAGCAUUACAAGGCACAGACAUUCACUUGCUUGACUUAACUCAUUUAAGCGAGUUCAGAGCUGAUGCUCAUCCAGCAAUUUGGUUAGGAAGGAAAGAUGCAGUGGCAGUAUGGGGUCAGGAUUGCAUGCAUUGGUGUCUGCCUGGUGUUCCAGACACAUGGGUUGAUAUAUUGUCACAGCUGAUCCAUGAUGGCUUAGAAAAGAGCUGACGGGCCAUUGAAAGUGAAGAACUUGUUCCAAUGAAAUGUUACAUAGCAUGAACAGAAAACUUUCUCGGUUGUUUUGGGGGCCAUGCAGCCAAGUUCUGUGACCAGGAUACGAGAAUUUUGGGUUGUGCUUGAAAUGUGCAAGGCUGAUCUUGCUUGGAAGAAAAGCUUCAAUGGAGGAAGGAAGAGACUAAUUGGUCGGGAAUAUGCUAUACUGAACAGGCCCGAUCUAAAUGUCAUUUAUCAUAGGCUUCUUAACUUGUUAAAAUCUAGCAGUAACUCCUUUCAUUCAGAUUAUUUUAUUCAUAUUAUCAGUGAUAAAAGAAAAAAAAAUUCCUGAAUCUUCUGUUCAAAA
Messenger RNA from Vigna radiata var. radiata (mung bean), 1629 nucleotides. Its product is annotated as protein trichome birefringence-like 12. Gene Ontology annotation, cellular component: Golgi apparatus. NCBI's taxonomy places the organism in Eukaryota, Viridiplantae, Streptophyta, Magnoliopsida, Fabales, Fabaceae. The record is from RefSeq and is a predicted model, not a curated record. Gene Ontology annotation, molecular function: O-acetyltransferase activity. The transcript is spliced from 4 exons. Bases 81 to 1277 code for a protein of 398 amino acids.